Molecule: messenger RNA, 2055 nt
Organism: Episyrphus balteatus (marmalade hoverfly)
Lineage: Eukaryota; Metazoa; Arthropoda; Insecta; Diptera; Syrphidae
Exons: 1
Coding region: 1-2055 (684 amino acids)
Biological process (GO): DNA integration
Molecular function (GO): nucleic acid binding
Source: RefSeq, a predicted model, not a curated record
AUGCAAAGACUAUGGAACCGUGGUUGUAAUUGGGGUGACCCAAUUCCAACGGCUUUAAUGAAAGAAUGGGAAGCUUUUUAUCGAGAUCUUCCUCUUAUCGAGCUACUCCGAAUACCCAGAUGGACUCAUAUAAGUCCGACCAACAUGGCGAUCGAGCUGCACGGAUUUUGUGACGCUUCAAUGAAGGCAUACGGGGCAGCAGUUUACGAACGCGUUCUUGAUAGCAAUGGCAACAUCCACGUCAAUCUCAUUUUGUCAAAAACAAGAGUGGCACCAAGCAAGAGAACAAUUACUUUGCCACGGCUUGAACGGCACCACACCGUGGUUUUGGCGCAACUAUUGCAGUACAUUAAGGAAGUUUUGGCGAUUCCAAAUGUCAAAAUGUACUCUUGGACGGACUCCACAAUAGCUCUAGCGUGGAUACGAGCAACUCCUGCUAAAUGGACCACAUUCGUGUCCAAUCGAGUAUCCGAAAUCCAGCCUUUAGUAGGGAUCGAUUGCUGGGGACAUGUUGGUACGCUUCAUAACCCAGCCGAUCUGGCGUCCAGGGGUGUACUUCCAUCAGAACUUCAGUCGCUUCAAACUUGGUGGAAUGGUCCAGAAUUUCUGCAUCGCAAAUGGGAUUUCGAUUCUCCAGAUCAGCCCGUUGAAACCGACACUGAAGAAGAAAAACGCACGGUCAAGGUACUAACUGUACAUGUUUUGGAAAGCGACAAUAUCCUUCAGGCUAUUUUUAAUUCAUCAAAUCUCCUAAGAGCAACCAGAGUCAUCGCUACGUGUGUCCGCUUCAUCAUUAAGUGUCGUCCUAAACUGUAUGGAAUCAUCACCGGCUCAUUUUAUCCAUGGGAGUUAGAAUUAGCUCGUCUUCUCAUGGUCAAAGCUGCCCAAAGUGAAAUGUUUGAGACAGAGUUAAGCUACUUUAAGGCAAAUUCUAAAAUGCCUAAAAGUCUGAGUUCAUUAAACGCAUUUAUUGAUAUAGAUGGGAUCUUGAGAGUUGGGGGUCGUUUAGAGAACUCCCUUUUAUCUUACGAUGCUCAACACCCCAUACUACUACGAAACAACCACCACUUCACGACUUUGGUUGUCAGAGAAGCUCAUAAAAAUACGCUUCAUGGCGGUAUCCAACAAAUGAUAAGCUAUAUCAGACAACGAUAUUGGAUUGGGCAAAUUAGAAGAAGCGUCAAGUAUCAAUUAUUCAGGUGUACUUCUUGUUUCCGGCAAAAGGCAUCUGAAAUGCAGCAAUUAAUGGGUAAUUUACCAGCUGCUAGGGUGCGUAUGGCUAGGCCUUUCAGCCAUACCGGGGUCGACUAUGCAGGUCCCAUUGACAUUAGAUCAUGGAAGGCACGUGGUGCGAAAAUCCUAAAAGGAUAUUUCGCGGUAUUUAUUUGUUUGGCAACAAAGGCCAUUCAUUUGGAAGUUGUAUCCGAUUUGACAACCCAAGCAUUUUUGGCCGCAUUCCGCAGAUUCACUGCAAGAAGAGGAAGCUGCCAGCAUGUCUACAGUGACUGUGGAACGAAUUUCGUUGGAGCUAACAACGAACUAGCGAAGAUGUUAAAUGAAGCAAAACACGACUUUAAAGAAAUCGCGACAACCCUAGCUAACUAUGGUACAAAUUGGCACUUUAUUCCCCCGGCUUCUCCCCACUUUGGUGGAUUAUGGGAAGCGGGUGUGAAAUCCGUCAAGUACCACUUGAAACGCGUUGUAGGAAUGGAGAGGCUAACCUUUGAGGAGCUCGCUACGCUUCUAGCGCAAAUAGAAGCGUGUUUGAAUUCGAGACCCCUAUGCCCACUAUCCGACAGCAUAGACGAUUUGAAUGCGCUCACACCUGCGCACUUUCUAGUCGGCGAAUCGCUACAUGCCGUGCCUCAAGGCGAAACCAACACUUACAUCUCACAUUUGGACCGUUGGAGACGCGUUCAAUUAAUGUCCGAAAUGUUUUGGCAAAAAUGGAAUUCAGAAUACCUGUCCCGACUUCAGCAACAUCCGAAAUGGACCAAAAUAAAAGAAUUGCCGAAGAUUGGCGAUUUACGCUUCAUGGCGGUAUCCAACAAAUGA